Messenger RNA from Nycticebus coucang (slow loris), 3178 nucleotides. It is a transcript of the gene ARFGAP2, whose product is annotated as ADP ribosylation factor GTPase activating protein 2. The record is from RefSeq and is a predicted model, not a curated record. NCBI's taxonomy places the organism in Eukaryota, Metazoa, Chordata, Mammalia, Primates, Lorisidae. Gene Ontology annotation, molecular function: GTPase activator activity. The transcript is spliced from 17 exons. Gene Ontology annotation, biological process: COPI coating of Golgi vesicle. Bases 282 to 1958 code for a protein of 558 amino acids.
CCAGAGGAGGUUUGGGCCGGUCCGCGAGCCGUCGCUCCGCCCCCGCUCCGGAUUGGCCCGGCGCGGCGCGGCGUUUAUUCUCGCGGCAGCGGAGGGCCGGGGCUGCUGACGUCACUGCUCCUGUUCCGCCGGCUGCCCAUUGGUCUAGAUCGGUCCCAAAUCACCCCACUCCUCGGUUGGCCGGGGCCCUGCUCAGGCCGGCCGGGUUAGCCCGUCUUCCCAGCCGUGGAUUGGCCCGCCGCAGGAUCCGUCGUCGCGGUUGUGUCUGGGAAGGAGAGAAAAUGGCGGCGGAGCCGAGCAAGACCGAAAUCCAGACUCUUUUUAAAAGGCUUCGCGCAAUUCCAACCAACAAGGCCUGUUUCGACUGCGGCGCCAAGAAUCCGAGUUGGGCCAGUAUCACGUAUGGUGUUUUCUUGUGCAUUGACUGUUCUGGGGUGCACCGCUCCCUGGGCGUCCAUCUCAGCUUCAUCAGGUCCACAGAGUUGGAUUCCAACUGGAACUGGUUCCAGCUGAGGUGUAUGCAGGUCGGCGGGAAUGCCAAUGCGACAGCUUUUUUCCGUCAACAUGGAUGUAUGGCCAAUGAUGCCAACACCAAAUACAACAGCCGAGCUGCCCAGAUGUACCGGGAGAAGAUCCGGCAGUUGGGGAGUGCAGCCCUAGCUAGACAUGGCACUGAUCUUUGGAUAGAUAAUAUGAGUAGUGCUCCUAGUCACUCCCCGGAGAAGAAAGACUCUGAUUUCUUCACAGAACAUACUCAACCCCCUGCCUGGGAUGCACCAGCCACUGAGCUUUCAGGGACCCAGCAGCCAGCCUCGUCUGCAGAGAGCAGUGGCCUGGCACAGCCAGAGCAUGGCCCCAACACAGACCUGCUUGGCACCUCACCCAAAGCCUCUCUGGAGUCUAUGUAUUUAUCAGCUAAAGGGGCCCUUCCUGCCAGAGAACUGAAAAGCUCCAUUAUUGGCAAGAAGAAGCCAGCAGCAGCGAAAAAAGGGAGUACCCAAGUCUGGGAGGGAUCAGAGGAGAUUGUGGUUGGCAAGGCCCCAUAUCAGAUGAUUCUCUGCCAGCUGGGUGCCAAGAAGGGCCUAGGGGCCCAGAAGGUGAGCAGCCAGAGCUUCAGCGAGAUUGAGCGGCAGGCCCAAGUGGCAGAGAAGCUCCGUGAGCAGCAGGCAGCUGAUGCCAAGAAGCAGGCCGAAGAGUCCAUGGUUGCUUCCAUGCGUCUGGCCUACCAGGAGCUCCAGAUUGAUCGUAAGAAAGAGGAGAAGAAGCUACAGAACCUGGAAGGGAAGAAGCGAGAGCAGGCAGAGAGGUUGGGUAUGGGCUUGGUAUCCCGAAGCUCUGUCUCCCAUUCGGUGCUGUCUGAGAUGCAGGUGAUUGAGCAGGAAACCCCAGUGAGUGCAAAAUCCUCUCGUUCUCAGCUGGACUUGUUUGACGACGUUGGUACUUUUGCAUCUGGACCCCCAAAGUACAAAGACAACCCCUUUUCCUUGGGGGAAAGUUUUGGUUCCCGUUGGGAUACAGAUGCUGCCUGGGGUAUGGACAGGGUAGAGGAGAAGGAGCCAGAAGUGACUAUCUCCAGCAUCCGGCCUAUUUCAGAAAGAGCCACAAACCGGAGGGAAGUGGAGAGCCGGAACUCAGGCCUCGAGUCCAGUGAAGCACGUCAGAAAUUUGCAGGAGCCAAAGCCAUCUCUUCCGAUAUGUUUUUUGGGCGGGAGGUGGAUUCUGAGUAUGAAGCCAGGUCUCGGCUACAGCAGCUCUCAGGCAGCAGUGCCAUCAGCUCUUCAGACCUCUUUGGGGACAUAGAUGGAGCUCAUGGAGCAGGAAGUGUAUCUCUGGGGAAUGUGCUCCCUACAGCUGACAUUGCCCAGUUUAAGCAGGGUGUCAAGUCUGUGGCUGGGAAAAUGGCUGUGCUGGCCAAUGGUGUGAUGAAUUCACUGCAGGAUCGCUAUGGUUCCUACUGAUGCAAGCUCCGUGGCUCAGGUGUAUGGUGGUGACAGCAGCCAGACCCCAUGAAUCCCAGGCCAGGGAUGCUUGCCUUCUGGAAGCUGGGGAGGAUUUGUUACUUUCUAUGUGUAGGGUUAGAGUGGGUGGCCUUUGAGGAUCUUGGGUGAGGGAAAUGGUCAGUAUCAGCCUUUGUCUUCUGCCUGUGGAUUGAGCCCUUUGUUCUCUUGCCCUCGUACCUCCUCUAUGUGAAAUUACUGUCCUCCUAAUUCUGCCCCCAGAGCUGCUGCUCACUUGUCCUGGCACACUGGGAGUGAGGGGAAGCAGUUCCCUUGGAAUGGCUUAGUCUGGUCCAGUACUUCCCCAAGCAGGGAAAGUGAAACUUGUAAAGUGCUUUUUGCUGGAUCCUUCCAGGUAUUCUAAGGGCUUGGGCCUCUUGACUUCUGAAACGAGGGGGAGGCCUAGAAAGAGCUCUGCUAUAGACCAGGCCCCCCAGGGGAGAGAGGCUCUGAACUUGCUACUCCUGUUGCUGCUGCCAGUGGCCUCUUCUGGGUACUGGGAGAGGGAAGGUGGGGGGUAGGAUCUUCGUAUGGGCCUUAACUUAGGGCUAGAAACUACCUGGUACCUAGAAGUUUCAUUUGGGAUCAGAUUGGAGGCCCAAGUGAUCGCUGUCUCACCACUCCUUUUUACAGUAAUCCUACUUGGAAGACUCCCUCUGUUAGGGUCUGAGUUCUUCCGUACCAUCUACUGUGGAUCAUAGGACCCUCUGCCCCCUUCUCUAUCUCUUUUCCUCCCCUGGUCAGUGGCCAUGGUGGAUCUCCUCUGCCAUGUCCUGACUCUGGGUGCUGUGAGCGUGAUACUGGCCAAGGAAGCAGAGGACGUAAGGGACAGAAACAGGCUCCUGGGGCUCAGCUUUCUUCCUCUGCAUCAUCUUGGGCUUAGCGGGGGCCUGGAUAGCACCCUACCAGCAAGAGCUUGAGGGCCUACAGAGCUGUAGGCCUCACCCUCUGGCCGCUGGGCCACGCACUGUGUCAUUCUUGGUGCCAUCUUCCCCUGCCAUGCUGGCAGUCUGAACCCAACCUCUACUUUUGGUUUGUAGGUUGGACUCCCAAGCAACACAGACCACUCUCCCCACACCUUCCCCCAGAGGGACAUGACUUUUUUUUUGGACUGUUUGUAUUGAAACAAAGUGGUGUCAAAAUAAAGCCCCCAUGGGGCCCUGGGUCCCAUUGGUCUGAGU